GUAGGAGUGACCGGGUGCCCCCUCCAUCCCUGAGACAGGAUGCCCCCCUCCCGGCUCAGCGUCCCUCUCUCCCAGUCUCUUGGCUGGUGGCGGAGACGGGACGGUGCAAGGGGACCAUGGGGUGCGGGAAUCGUCGCGGGGAUGCCAGCGUGCCGGCUUGGGCUGCAUCUCCCUGGAGCUGAGGAAGAGCCUGUGUCCCCUGCGAGAGGGUGAGGGGUGCAAGCUCUGCUCCACGGGCUGGACGCUGCAUGGGAGCAAGUGCUGUUGGAUGGCCGAGAGGAUCAACCCUUGGAGCGCGAGCUGGGAGGACUGUGUGAAGCGGGGUGCCGAGCUGCUGAUGCCAGAGGACCAGGAUGAGCUGGGUUUCGUAAAGGAAAUUGUGCAGAAACCCACCAGCUACUUCUGGAUCGGCCUCUCCAUACCCCCUGGCAGGAAGAGCUGGACCUGGCUGAACGGCUCCUGCCUGGACCAGAGCUGGUUCCAGCUGAGCCCCCGGGAUGAAGGCAGAAGCUGCGGGGUGGUCAGGGAGGACAGGAUCAGCUCCAACAGCUGCAGUGCAGGGUUGCAGUGGAUCUGCCGGAAAGAAGCCACCCAGCUCUGAGCCGGGGACACCGAGCUGGGCUGUGGCCAGGAGGGACGGGCCAGGAUCAGGCCCUCCGUGGGGGAAUAUGGGAGGCAGCGCUGGCGUUGUUGUGUGCAGAUCAAUAAUGACAUUAGCUGGGCUCCCUGUGGUGUUUUCAAGCAGCUUUGCUGACGGGCAGGGCUGGAAGGAGCAUCCUUCUGUAUCGGACCAAUCUGCGUGUGUGUGCAUGCCCU
Molecule: messenger RNA, 816 nt
Organism: Haliaeetus leucocephalus (bald eagle)
Lineage: Eukaryota; Metazoa; Chordata; Aves; Accipitriformes; Accipitridae
Product: killer cell lectin-like receptor subfamily B, member 1
Exons: 4
Coding region: 269-601 (110 amino acids)
Source: RefSeq, a predicted model, not a curated record